CGAAGCGUUGCUAUAAUUUCCAAUAUGGCGAAAAUAUUGUGGCGAGUGAAAUGAGUACGUCAAUUUUUUUCAUAAAAUUUAUCAAGAAGUUAUAUUUAGAAAAUUGCUCAAAUUAUAAAAAUUAUUUAAAUGAGUUAUCUUAAGAUAUUUUAAACCAAAAAUCUGUUUCUAAAAGCGAAAAUUGUGCCAGAAAAGUGAAGACGGAUUUAAAAAUAUAUCUACAUAUACUCAAGUUCUCGCCGAUUAGAAAAAUUUUGUUGGUGUACUGCUGAACUGAAAAUUAAAAUAAUUUAAAUAGCAUUUAUUUUCGCAAAAAAUCUUUUUAAAGGAAAUUCUUAAAAAAGAAAAAGAAGUAUUUCGUGUUAAGCUCAAAUUAAAGAAAUAAAAUUGAUUUAAGCAAAGUUAAAUGAUUUUAAUUUUAAAAUUGUUCAAUAUAAAUAUUUUAACGUAAAAUAGAAAACAGGUAUAUCCAAAAAUUUGCUUAAAUUGGGAAAAGUGGCGGCACAACAAAUUAAAAAACAACAAUUGAAACGGAAAUUUUUAUUUGGAUUUUCUAAUAAUAAAUUACGACAUCCAAUACAUCGUAUCGCUAAACGACGAAAAAAGAGAAAAUUUAAUAUGACUACGGAUACUCGGAGAAGAGUUAAAUUGUAUGCUCUAAACGCAGAAAGACAAUGGGAUGACAGAGGAACUGGUCAUGUUUCUUCAAAUUAUGUUGACAGGCUGAAAGGAAUAUGUUUAUUAGUUCGAGCUGAAGCCGAUGGUUCUUUACUGUUAGAAAGUAAAAUUCAACCUGAUACUGCAUAUCAAAAGCAACAAGAUACAUUGAUAGUGUGGUCAGAAGGCGAAAAUUUCGAUUUAGCUUUAAGUUUUCAAGAGAAGGCUGGGUGUGAUGAAAUAUGGGAAAAAAUUUGUCAAGUCCAAGGCAAAGAUCCAUCUGUUGAAAUUACCCAAGAUAUAGUGGAAGAGUCAGAGGAUGAACGUUUUGAAGAAAUGUCUGAUUCAGCUCCGCCAAUUGAACUGCCCCCAUGCGAAUUAUCGCGUCUCGAAGAUAUAUCAGAAACAAUCGCAAGUGGACUAACUACACCACUUCGCAAAGAAAAGCUAGCAAUGGCAUUAGAAACAGAAAAUUAUAUUAAAAAACUGUUACAUUUAUUUCACGUAUGCGAAGACUUAGAUAAUUUGGAAGGCUUACAUCAUCUUUUCGAAAUAUUCAAAAAUAUUUUCCUUUUAAAUAAAAACGCGUUAUUUGAAAUUAUGUUUGCUGACGACACAAUAUUUGAUGUUGUUGGCUGUUUGGAAUACGACCCAAGUUUAACUCAAACCAAGAAACAUCGACAUUAUAUUAAGAAUUAUGCUAAAUUUCGCGAGGUGAUUCCAAUUAAAAAUCCAGAUUUAUUGGCAAAAAUCCAUCAAACGUAUAGGGUGCAAUAUAUACAAGAUAUGAUAUUACCAACGCCAUCAGUUUUCGUUGAAGAUAACAUGUUAAAUACACUUUCGAGCUUUAUAUUCUUUAACAAAGUUGAAAUUGUGACAUUAGUACAAGAAGAUGAAAAAUAUUUAAUUGAUUUGUUUGCACUGUUAACGGAUCCUCAAACGCCAGAUUCAAAGCGGAGAGAUGCUGUUUUAUUUUUGAAAGAAUUUUGUAAUUAUGCACAAAAUUUGCAGCCGCAAGGAAAAGACACAUUUUACAAAACCUUAACAUGUUUGGGUGUUUUACAAGCGUUAGAAAUUACAUUGGUUAUGAAUGAUCAGGAAACAAAAUCAGCAUCAAUAGAUAUUUUAACGGCGAUAGUGGAGUAUUCACCGUCAAUCGUAAGGAAUUAUACCUUACAGCAAGCUAAUAAGACUGAUGGGGAACAAAUGUUAAUAAAUAUUGCAAUUGAACAAAUGCUGUCAGAUUCCGAGCCAGAGCUUGGUGGGGCUGUACAGUUGAUGGGAGUUAUUAGAAUAUUGCUUGAUCCUGAAAACAUGUUAACGGAAAAAACUGAUUUUUUAACAUUCUUUUAUAAGCAUAGUAUUCAAACACUUAUUGCUCCACUUUUAUUAAAUACAAUGGAUGAUAAACUUCAAAAUGAAGAUUAUCAAACUGUACAAUUAUUGGGAUUAGUUUUAGAUAUCUUAUCAUUCUGUGUUGAGCAUCACACUUAUCAUAUUAAAAAUUUUAUAACGUCAAAAGAUCUCCUAAAGAGAAUUUUAGUGCUGAUGAAAAGCGUACAUACGUUCCUGGUUCUUGGCGCCCUUAGACUUUUAAGAAAAAUUAUUGCACUUAAAGAUGAGUUCUACAACAGACACAUUGUAAAAAACGAUUUAUUUGCACCAGUUGUUGACGCAUUCAUAAGAAAUAAUGGCAGGUAUAAUUUGCUAGAAUCUGCAAUAUUAGAACUUUUUGAAUUUGUUAAAUUGGAAGACAUCAAAACAUUGUGUGUUUAUUUUGUGGAAAAAUUCAGCAAAAUUGUAGAUGAAAUCGAAUAUGUACAAACGUUUAAAUAUUUAAAAACCCGAUAUGAUCAAUAUCAAGAGAGAUUAAAAGACCGUGAUAAGUUAUUGAUGAGAAACAGCCGGUAUCGACGCGAUCAAAGACAGCUGGAAGAAGAAGAGGAAAUUUGGUUUAAUGAAGAUGAUGACUUUGCCGAAGAACUAGAAACAUAUGGUAAACUCGACAAAAACGGCCCAACUCAACAUCAGUCAUCUCCACAACAGAAAAACUCUGCAUCAGUUAGUAUGAUCGGAGCUGCAGCUUCAAAUAAUAAUUUAAAUCAAUCUGUUCCAUCUUUAAGUACACAAAAUUCAAGUAAUAAUCAACAAUCAUCAAGCCCCUCCCAACAUCAACAUCCUCUGCAACAUUUACAGCAGCAGCAGCAACAACAACAAUUGUAUGCUGCAGAUUAUGCCCUUUUAGAACAACUUAAACGGCAGCAACAACAACAGCAAAUUGGCAAAAAUGCAGAAAACGAAAAUCAUUUAUCGUCACAAGUUGAUUCGACAUCUAUUUCUAACAUGGUUGGAGGACAACAACACACUUCAUUAGAUUCAACAUUAAAUUCAAGUGAAAAUGAUGCAAGUAGAAGCUUUUUAGAUUCAGAUGCUACCAGCUCUUCCCUCAAUUCAACUACAAUGUCUGUAAUAGAUUCAUUGAAUUCCAGUCCUGCCGACAGUAUAAAUAUUAAUAAUAAUAAUGACACAAAUUCCAUAAUAUCAGCGACAGAGUUAUCGUCAUCGUCGUCGUCCUCAUCACCUUCCGCAUCAUCAUCCUCUGAUGAAAAUUCUUCAGAUACACAACCGUGUCUAGCGGCAACUCAAAAUACGACAUCAACAACAAUAACACCAACUGCACUAAUAAGCAAUGACACCAAUGUUGAUGUGACGAAGGAAAAUUUUAAUAAAGAUGAAGAUUCACUUAACAGAAACGUAUCGAAUAAUUCUGAUAUUGAUGUUGAGAAAUCAUAUUCCAAUUCUAUACAUGAGAAAAAUGAUUUAGCUUCUUUAACUACAACUCAAACUACCACAUCAUUGAGUAAUUCGACUAAGUAUACAAUAGAUGUAGAAAAUUCAAAUAAAGAUUUUAAUUUAGGUUUAGAUGUAAAUCAAACUGUUAAUGCAACUGGGAAUGUUCUCAAGAAGGGUUUAGUGGAUUAUGAAGGAGACUCAGACGAAGAGGAAGAGGAAGAAGUUGAUACAGUCGCACCGCAACAAAAGAAAGCUCGUAUUGCAUAGCAAUAACUAAAUUAAGAGAAUUAAUUGAUAUUUAUAAUGGAAAAUUAUAUAUUUAAUUAAUGCGAGAAAAGUAACACUAAUAAUUUACCUAAAGUAGAAAAUUUUUUAAGGAAAUUUCAAUUAGAGAUUUCGUUUUUAUUAUAAAACAUAAUUACUGUUGGUAACUUACCGUUUAUAAAUGUUGGUGAUUAAAGUUGCUAAUGUUUGAAAAGGUAAUGAACUAAAAUUAAUAAUUAUUACGUAAUUCAUUCAUUUUUUUUAGAAAUUAAAUGUUUUUAAACUGAUACAAAUUUAAAUCAGCAUUCAAUAUAUAAAAAGAAAACUUGCAACGUACCUCUCUUUUGUUUUUUAUAAUAUAAAAUAUUUUCUAUAUUUUGUGGUAUGUUUGUUUUCUGAGUAUUUGAGUACUUAUAUACCGAUUGCAAAAUUUAUAUAAAUAAAAUUACUAAAAAAAUUCCCAAAUCUUCAUAAUUACUGACGUUGCAAACUCUCAUAUUCAUAACAUUAAAACAAAAAAAAAAAAAUAAUUUAUAGAGCACUAAAUUUAUACUAUUUUAAAUAUAAAAAUUAAUAUUAAGGUAUGUAUUAAAAAUAUAUACUAGUUAAAAAUUACAAUUUAUGUAAUUAUAAAUAUAAUUAAUACUUAAUUAUAAAUACUUUUACAACAAGAUGAGGAGGAAAAAGUUUUGUGAAAAAAUAAGGAGAAUAAAACAAACAGAAAUUAUUGGACAAAAAUCAUUAAAAAAAACAAGAUAAACUAUAAAUAUAUUAAAUAUUAUAUAGAUAUAAAAAAUUAAAAUUUAAAAUAAAAGUUUUAAAUUUAAGUAAAUAAAAAAUAGAUAUAUUUAAAAAAAACAAAGGAAAAGAAAUUAAUAAAUUUUUUUUUUGUUUGUUGUCAAAACAUUUUGCAUAAAUUUCAAUUAAAAAGUAUUAUUUCAGAGUAUUUGUUUUAUAAAAUUGAUGGAGUUACAGAAUACAUAUAUAAAACUUGGCUGUUUCUUAAUAUGUGUAAGCAAGCACUCAUAUUUUCUUAAAACAUAUAUUUAUACAUAUAAACAUACUUAAAAAAGAUUUUUUAAUUCAAUUUAUAUGACAAAUACUUGUUGUAUGAUUUAAUACGUAGAAUUUAAGUUACUAAAAUAUAAUUUAAUUUAGAAUUUGUUUUUUUAAUUAAAAUUGCAUUAUAUUUUACUUUUUCAAUUAUUUUAUUUGUAAAUAUAAACAUUAGAGUGGGAAUUCAUUUAUUAGUUACAAAACAAAAGAACAAAUGUGUGAAACUAGAAGUUUUUACUAUGUACUAUUUUAAUAUUUCUGUGUUUUCUUUCUAACGACCGAAUUAUGAUGAAAAAUUAAUAUGUAAAUGCUAUACUUUUUUUAAAUUGACUGUUAGUUGACUUUUUUUUUGGUCACAAAAUUUCAUAUUAAAAUCAAUAUUUCAAUAUUAAAAAGUUAUAUAGCUAAAGAGUUGGAAAGAAUAAAUCAAAAGUUAAAAAAUCUAAGAAAGAUAGAUAUAUAAAUUAAUACCAAUCCAUCAAAUUUUUUAAAAUAAAAUUUCUUUGAAAAUACUCAUGUGAAAAACUAUUAUAAUAUAAUAAAUAUACAUAUUU
Molecule: messenger RNA, 5324 nt
Organism: Condylostylus longicornis
Lineage: Eukaryota; Metazoa; Arthropoda; Insecta; Diptera; Dolichopodidae
Gene: flfl
Product: serine/threonine-protein phosphatase 4 regulatory subunit 3
Exons: 9
Coding region: 619-3717 (1032 amino acids)
Biological process (GO): protein dephosphorylation; DNA damage response
Cellular component (GO): protein phosphatase 4 complex; nucleoplasm
Molecular function (GO): protein phosphatase activator activity
Source: RefSeq, a predicted model, not a curated record